Molecule: messenger RNA, 919 nt
Organism: Panicum virgatum (switchgrass)
Lineage: Eukaryota; Viridiplantae; Streptophyta; Magnoliopsida; Poales; Poaceae
Product: protein RADIALIS-like 3
Exons: 2
Coding region: 307-624 (105 amino acids)
Molecular function (GO): DNA-binding transcription factor activity
Source: RefSeq, a predicted model, not a curated record
ACUCAAGGGGAGAUCAGAGGUCGCCGCCGUGCGUCGCACACGCACGCCAAGCAAAGACAACGAGCAUACGCGCGCGCGCGUCAUGUAUAUAUCUUGUCCGGCCGUACGUGCAGGGCGGAGAGCAUCGGAGCAUGCUCCAUGCAUGAUGAGCUCACUGCUGCAAGUGGCCAGCACCCUCGUGCAUGCACACGCGCUCUAUAAGUACGCUGCUCCUUCCAAGCCAGUUUCUCUCAGGAAGCUAUAGCUAGAUCGAUCGGUCUCAACAGACCCCGGCCGAUCAGUGCUCCAGAUCGAACGACGACGACAAUGGCUUCCGGCGGCGGGUCGUCGUCGUCUAACAGCAGCAGGGGCUCGUCGUCGUCCCGCGGGUGGACGCAGCGGCAGAACAAGCAGUUCGAGUGCGCGCUGGCGGUGUACGACAGGGAGACCCCGGACCGGUGGCACAACGUCGCCCGCUACAUGGGCGGCGCCAAGUCCGCCGACGAGGUGCGCCGCCACUUCGAGCAGCUCGUCGCCGACGUCGCCCAGAUCGAGGCCGGCCGCGUCCCCUUCCCACGCUACGCCGCCGACGACGACGCGGCGGCGGCCACCAGCAGCAGGACCAAGUAUCUCAAGUUCCAGUGAUGAUCAAGACAAAAUGACGGCGCCAGAUCGAGACCAUGUCCCCGAGUCUCCGAGAUGACACGACGCAUGCAUGUAUAGUGAUAGAUUAUAGGUGUGUAGGGUGUAAUAAUCACUGUGUGGCUGGAUAUAUUGGAUCCAAAUAUGGAUGUAAUUUAGGGAAGAAAAGUACUUUUCAACCUCAUGUUGUGUAAAUUAGCUAAUUAUUAAGCUGGUUUUCAUCGGUGCUAUAUGCUCGUUAUAUCACAAGAAGCAAUGUAAAAUGUUUCGGGGGAACAUAUCUGGUGGAAACCACAAU